Coregonus clupeaformis (lake whitefish) is the source of this 2392-nucleotide messenger RNA. Its product is annotated as zinc finger protein 501. The transcript is spliced from 3 exons. The record is from RefSeq and is a predicted model, not a curated record. Bases 256 to 1671 code for a protein of 471 amino acids. NCBI's taxonomy places the organism in Eukaryota, Metazoa, Chordata, Actinopteri, Salmoniformes, Salmonidae. Gene Ontology annotation, biological process: regulation of transcription by RNA polymerase II. Gene Ontology annotation, molecular function: DNA-binding transcription activator activity, RNA polymerase II-specific; RNA polymerase II cis-regulatory region sequence-specific DNA binding. Gene Ontology annotation, cellular component: nucleus.
CAUUACCGCCACCCACUAGACUGGAGUAUAACUCCCUUAUAUUUUUGCUUAAAAAAAAUAAAAUACAACAAAUACCAUACCAUCUAACGCUACACUCACAAAAAACAAAUAGCAGCACAAAUAUAUAGCCACUUCCGGUUUUAGAACGCGGGCGGAAGUUUACAGUGCGGCUGGUUCUCGGCCAGUUGUGUUACUCAGCCAAACAACUGACGACGAGGACUAUAUUUAAAAGAUCAACCUACCUACUAGCCUACCAUGUCUGAACAGGGUUCUGGCUGUGGUGUUCCAGCCCAGAGAAGUUCACAGCGGGGUCCAGAGAUGGUCUCAGUGAAGCUGGAGGACUGCAGUCAAACACUGGAACUCAAUGUGAUUAUCAAAGAAGAAGAAGAGGAGACAGAAGUCCAGGAGGAAGUGGAGGAGAGUGGAGUAAAAGAAGAGCAGGAGAGAGCAGUGAAAGAAGAGGAGAACAGGGAUGUGUCUGCUCCAGAUCUAGAGGAAGAGGAGGAAGAAGUAGAUAGUAUCAGUGACCCAGGAGAGAGCUCCAACCCAGGUUCAGACAGUGAGCCCAGUUCCACAGCAUCAGGAAACCAUAAACAACACAGACAGAGGAACUCAAGACAGAAACAUCACCACUGCAUGGACUGCUUCACUAGUUUCUAUGAGCCAGAGGAGUUGAGAAGGCACACUUGUAGGCCCCACCCCUGCUCAGAUUGCAGAGGCAGUUUUGUGUGUCCAACUCACCUCAUACCACACAAAAAUACUAUCAAAAGAAAGAAAACUUACCCAUGUGGUCAAUGUGGGAAGAGUUUUCAGACCCCAAGCAGCUUGAAGAAGCACCAGCUUACUCACACAGGAAAGAAGUCGUACCACUGCUCCCAGUGUAGGAAGACUUUCAGUUGGUCAUUCAAUUUGAAGAGGCAUCAGAGAAUACAUACAGGAGAUAAGCCUUUCCACUGCUUCCAAUGUGGGAAGAGCUUCCGUAUGGAAGGACAUCUAAAGGAACACAUGAGAAUACACACAGGAGACAAGCCGUACCACUGCUCUCAGUGUGGGAAGAGCUUUGGUCGGGCAGGAGCUCUGAAGACACACCAGCUAACUCACACAGGAGAGAAGCCGUACCAUUGCUCUCAGUGUGGGAGGAACUUCAGUCAGGCAGGACACCUGAAGACACACCAGCGAACUCACUCAGGAGAGAAGCCGUACCACUGCUCUGUUUGUGGGAUGAAUUUUCCUCUUUUACAGACCUUAAGUAGACACCAGCUUACUCACACAGGAAAUAUGCAUUACCACUGCUCCCAGUGUGGGAAGAGCUUCAGUCAGCCAGGACGCCUGAGGGCACACCAGUUAACUCACACAGGAGAGAAGCGUUACCACUGCCUUCAAUGUGGUAAAAGUUUCAAUCAUUCAUCAAAUAUGACGGCACACCAGUCAACUCACACAGGAGAGAAGCCUUACCACUGCUCUCAGUGUGGGAAGAGCUUCAGUCUGGCAAGAUACCUGAAGAAACAUUGGCGAACUCACACAGGAGAGAAGCCGUACCACUGCCCUCAAUGUGGGAAGAGUUUCCGUCAGUCAUCACAUCUGAGGGCACACCAGUUAACUCACAAAGGAGAGAAGCCCUGUACCACUUCUCUCAGUGUGCAAAGAUCUUCAGCCAGACAGCAGACCUAAAGAGACACCAGCUAAAUCCAUGUGACACACAUUUCUAGCCCGAUCUACAGGCUCCCGAUCAGAUCCCGGUGCAUUUUUCCAAAUCGGAGUAAACCCGGAGUAAAACCUAGCGCGGCAGCCCGUAAAGUGUUAAUAUGUACCUGAUUCCCAGUUGAUGGCUCUCGCGGGCUCCCAGGCACUCUACAGGCACUUACGGCAUCCCAUUAAUUUUCUAACAUGUUGAAUAUAUUCUGCCUCAAAUCGGCCAUUAUCGCUAAGUGUGAGCAGUGCUCAGAGCAGUUAGGAGACAUGUCCCACCGUCUGCCAAUCAGCUGUUCAGAACUAUAAAGGUUCUCUACCUCACAAGUUCAUAACAAUGGCACCAAAAAGAAAACAAGAUAGGGUGUACUCUGUUUGUUUGGGAACUCGGUAGCUAGCUCAAGCUGGCUAACGUUAGCCACACCUCAUGCUCUUCAAGGACGUUGUGGCUGUGUUAUCUAGUGGGAACACGUUAGGUUGUGUUCUAACUGGUCUCCAGUAGUUGGGCUCUAGCAUGCCGACCAUAACCGUGCUGGUUGGCUAGGCUAAUAGCUAAUGUUAGCUGGCUGAUUCACUUGCUGAUAACUGCAUACAGCCAACAUUUUCUGAGAAUUGGUUAGAUGGUAGGGCUGGGCAGUAUACCGUAUUUUACUAUAUACCGAUAUUGAUGAAAGGACCGGUUUGGGUUUUUACAUUACCUUCU